GGAAUUUAACUUUUUUCAUUUUUGUGCUUUUGUUAUGUCACACAUUGUCAUUAUUUUAGCUAAUAAUGGCUUUUACUUGUACCAGUGUUUAAUUAUUUUAUUUAUUUAUUUAAGUAAAGAUAGACAGUCCUGCAGACAUGCGUGUAUUUUUAGUUUGUUCCCUUAUUUACAAAAGUAUGUUUAAAUUUUAGUGUGUGAGCAGGCACACAGUAUGGCACAUAAUUUGGAUCCAGACAGUGAUGGUAGAGGUGUUCUUCAGUUUAAGACUGGUUUGAUGUCUGUAAUCAAGAGAAAACUUGCAAAAAGGGACGGGGCCCCAGUAGAUCGUAAUCAUGAUAUUGAGCACCUCUACAAAUUUUACCAACGCUAUAAGAAACGGCAUAGAGUGGACGAUAUACGGAGAGAAGAACAAAGAAUGUGGGAGUCUGGAACUUUUGGUACUGAUUUUGCAAAGAUGGAAAUGAAAUAUUUAGAAAUGAAAAAGAUAGUUGCUACGCUGAGGGCGCUAGUAGAGGUCAUGGAGGCGCUUAGCAGAGAAGCAGAUCCUAGGGGAGCUGGUGGACUUAUCAAAGAAGAGCUGAGAAGAAUAAAAUCUUCUGAGGCAACAUUAUCUCGGGAGUUCGCGCCUUAUAAUAUCGUACCACUGGAAGGGCCGUCGAGGACCAAUGCCAUUGGAAUUUUCCCAGAAGUCAGAGGCGCAAUAUCUGCUAUUAGAUAUAGUGAACACUUUCCUAGACUUCCAGAUGAUUACGUGAUAAUUGGCGACCGAGACGCUGACAUGUUUGAUCUUCUGGAAGUUGUGUUUGGAUUUCAGAAAGACAAUAUCAGGAACCAGAGAGAGAAUGUUGUUCUGUCCAUUGCAAAUGCACAGACACGACUUGAAGUACCUAGCGAGGCUGAUCCAAAAAUAGAUGAGAAAGCAAUCGAUGAGGUAUUCUUGAAGCUACUGGAUAAUUAUAUCAAAUGGUGCAAAUAUUUGCGUACACGCAUUGCGUGGUUUAGUUUAGAAGCGAUCAAUAGAGACAGGAAACUUUUACUUGUUUCACUGUACUUUUUGAUAUGGGGGGAAGCUGCAAAUGUCCGUUUCCUUCCUGAAUGCAUUUGUUAUAUAUUCCACAAUAUGGCAAUAGAAUUGGAGGCGAUUUUGGAUCAUGGAGCAGCAAUUCCUGGUGCCAUCUGUGUAACUGCUUCUGUUUCGUUCCUUGACAAAGUCAUUUGUCCGAUAUAUAAGAUAAUGGCAUUGGAAGCUAAAAGAAACAAUAAUGGGAAAGUUGCACAUUCUGCGUGGCGGAAUUAUGAUGACUUCAAUGAAUAUUUUUGGUCCCCUGCUUGCUUUGAGUUAAGCUGGCCUAUGAAGAGAGAAUCACCCUUCUUUUUGGAGCCCAAGAAAAAAGGAAAUAGGAUUGGAAAAUGCUCUUUUGUUGAGCAUCGGACCUUUCUUCACCUGUAUAGAAGUUUUCAUCGUUUGUGGAUCUUUCUGGCUUUGAUGUUCCAGACUUUAGCAAUUAUAGCUUUCAAUGAUGGGCGCUUGGAUAUGGAUACUUUUAAGAGUGUACUUAGUAUUGGACCAACAUUUUCAAUUAUGAACUUCAUUGAAAGUUUUUUGGAUAUCAUACUCAUGUUUGGGUCUUACACCUCGGCAAGAGGCAUGGCUAUCUCAAGACAAGUAAUUAGGUUUUUCUGGUUUGGUCUGUGCACAACAUUUGUGACAUAUGUUUACUUGAAGGUUCUGGAUGAAAGAAAUAGCCACAACUCUAACAAUUCAUUUUACUUCAGAUUAUAUAUUCUUGUACUGGGUGUGUAUGCUGGAUUACAUCUAGUCCUUGGACUCUUGCUAAACUUUCCAGCAUGCCACUCAUUAUCUGCAAUGUCUGAUCAGUCAUUCUUCCAACGUUUAGUCCUUGGACUCUUGCUAAAAUUUCCGGUAUCCCACUCAUUACCUGCAAUGCCUGAUCAAUCAUUCUUCAAAUUUUUUAAAAGGAUUUAUCAGGAGUGCUACUAUGUUGGACGUGAUCUUUAUGAGAGUUUGAGUGAUUAUUGCAGGUACGUGCUCUUUUGGUUGGUGGUCUUCAUAUGCAAAUUUUGUUUUGCAUACUUUCUCCAGAUUCAACCACUUGUUAGUCCUACCAAUACAAUUGUCGGGCUUAGAAAUUUAGAUUACUCAUGGCAUGAUUUAGUCCCUGGAGCCAAUAAUAACGCCAUGACCAUAGCCUGCCUUUGGGGUCCAGUGGUGGCUAUCUAUCUCAUAGACAUACACAUAUGGUAUACUCUCUUCUCAGCUGUUAUUGGUGGUGUGAUGGGUGCACGGGCUCGAUUAGGCGAGAUACGCUCAAUGGAAAUGGUGCGUAAGCGUUUUGAAAGUUUUCCAGAAGCCUUUGUAAAGAAUCUUGUCUAUCCACAAACAAAAAGGCUGCCCUUCAACAGACAAUUAUCUCAGGACUCUCAGGAUACGGACAAGACAUAUGCUGCGAUGUUUUCUCCAUUUUGGAAUGAAAUUAUCAAAAGUUUGCGUGAAGAAGAUUAUAUUAGUAAUAGGGAGAUGGACUUGCUUUCUUGUCCAAGCAACGCAGGAAGUCUUGGAUUAGUGCAGUGGCCUUUGUUCCUUCUCAGUAGUAAGAUUUCGUUGGCUAUUGAUUUAGCCAUGGAUUGUAAAGAUACACAAGGAGAUCUUUGGAAUAGCAUAUGCAGAGAUGAAUACAUGGCAUAUGCAGUUCGGGAUUGCUACUACAGUAUCGAAAAACUCUUAUGCUCUCUUAUUGAUGGUGAAGGAAGACUCUGGGUUGAAAGGAUCUACCGUGAGAUAAACAACAGUAUAUUGGAAGGAUCACUUAUUAUAACCUUAUCGCUUAAGAAGCUUCCGGUGGUGCUAAAAAAGUUUACAGCUCUAACUGGGCUCCUGUUACGGAAUGAAGAUCCUGAUCUUUCUAAAGGAGCUUCAAAAGCUGUGUAUGAACUAUAUGAAGUUGUCACACAUAAUCUUAUGUCACCUGAUUUAAGGGAGCAACUUGAUACCUGGAACAUUUUAGCAAGAGCAAGAAAUGAAGGGCGUCUGUUUUCUAGGAUAGAAUGGCCCAAAGAUACAGAAGCUAAAGAGCUAGUGAAGCGGUUGCAUCUUCUUCUUACUGUGAAAGAUUCCGCAGCUAAUAUUCCGAAGAACCUUGAGGCAAGAAGAAGAUUAGAAUUUUUCACUAAUUCAUUAUUUAUGGACAUGCCUUCAGCCAGGCCAGUUAGUGAAAUAGUCCCUUUCUGUGUCUUCACCCCCUACUACAGUGAGACUGUACUCUAUAGUUCUUCUGAAUUUCAAAAGGAAAAUAAAGAUGGAAUAUCAACUCUUUUCUAUCUUCAGAAAAUUUUCCCAGAUGAGUGGACGAAUUUUUUGGAAAGAAUUGGUUGGGCCGAUUCAACUGGUUAUGCAGAAUUGCAGAAAAGUUCAAGUGAUGCUUUGGAGCUGCGGUUUUGGGUAUCUUACCGUGGCCAGACUUUGGCUAGGACUGUGCGUGGUAUGAUGUAUUAUAGAAGGGCUUUAAUGUUACAGAGUUAUUUGGAAAAGAGAUCGUUCCGAGUUGAUGGAUACUCUCAAGGCAGCAUCCCUACAAGUCAAGGUUUUGAGUUGUCACGUGAAUCACGGGCACAGGCAGAUAUAAAGUUCACCUAUGUUGUGUCAUGCCAAAUUUAUGGCCAACAGAAGCAAAGGAAAGCACCUCAGGCUGCUGAUAUAUCUCUUUUAUUGCAGAGGAAUGAGGCACUUAGAGUUGCUUUCAUACAAGUUGAAGAUGGUGGUGCUGAUGGAAAGGGUCCUAAAGAAUUUUAUUCUAAGCUUGUUAAAGCUGACAUACAUGGAAAAGAUCAGGAAAUAUACUCGAUCAAACUUCCUGGAGAUCCAAAACUUGGUGAAGGGAAGCCUGAAAACCAAAACCAUGCCAUAGUUUUCACUCGUGGGGAGGCUGUUCAAACUAUUGACAUGAAUCAGGACAACUACCUUGAGGAGGCAAUGAAAAUGAGAAAUCUUCUGGAGGAGUUCCAUAGAAAUCAUGGCCUCCGGCCUCCAACUAUUCUUGGUGUGAGAGAGCAUGUCUUCACAGGAAGUGUCUCAUCGUUAGCAUGGUUAAUGUCAAAUCAAGAAACCAGCUUUGUUACUUUGGGGCAACGUGUUUUGGCGAGCCCUCUCAAAGUUCGCAUGCACUAUGGACAUCCGGAUGUAUUCGACCGUGUAUUUCACAUAACUCGAGGUGGCAUUAGCAAGGCAUCUCGUGUUAUCAACAUUAGUGAAGAUAUCUUUGCUGGGUUUAACUCAACAUUAAGGCAAGGAAACAUCACACAUCAUGAGUACAUUCAGGUUGGCAAAGGAAGGGAUGUUGGUCUGAAUCAGAUUUCCCUGUUUGAAGGAAAAGUUGCUGGUGGAAAUGGGGAGCAAGUUCUUAGUAGAGAUGUAUACAGACUCGGACAACUUUUUGAUUUCUUUAGAAUGUGUUCUUUUUUCUUCACAACUGUCGGUUUCUAUGUUUGUUCUAUGAUGACAGUGCUCACAGUGUACAUAUUCUUGUAUGGAAGGGUUUACCUGGCUUUCUCUGGACUUGAUGAGCAAAUUGCAAAGCAAGCAAAAAGACUGGGCAGUACAGCACUAGAUGCUACUUUAAAUGCUCAGUUCUUGGUCCAGAUUGGAAUUUUUACAGCAGUUCCGAUGAUUAUGGGUUUUAUAAUUGAACUGGGACUACUGAAGGCAGUUUUCAGCUUUAUAACAAUGCAGCUUCAGCUAUGUUCUGUGUUCUUCACUUUCUCAUUAGGAACUAGAACUCACUAUUUUGGACGUACGAUUCUCCAUGGAGGUGCAAAAUACCGGGCUACUGGUAGAGGUUUUGUUGUCUACCACAUCAAGUUUGCAGAGAAUUACAGGCUCUACUCAAGAAGUCAUUUUGUCAAGGCGUUUGAAGUGGCUCUGCUUCUCAUAGUUUACAUUGCAUAUGGGUAUACUGCCGGCGGGGCUGUUUCAUUUGAAUUGUUAACUAUGAGUAGUUGGUUUCUGGUCUUCUCCUGGCUCUCUGCACCCUUUAUCUUCAAUCCUUUUGCUUUUAAUUGGCGAAGAGCAGUGGAGGAUUUUGAUGAUUGGACCAGUUGGCUUCUCUGUAAAGGCGGUGUAGGAGUGAAAGGAGAUGAUAGCUGGGAAUCUUGGUGGGAGGAAGAGCUGUCACAUAUUCAAACACUGAGAGGUCGUGUAUUGGAAACCAUUUUGAGUUUGAGGUUCUUCAUGUUUCAAUAUGGCAUUGUAUACAAGCUCCACCUCAGUGCCAAAGAAAGAUCACUUGCGAUCUAUCUAUUUUCCUGGGUCGUGUUACUUGUCAUUGUCAUGGUAUUUAAGGUUUUUACCUACAGUCCGAAGAAGUCAGCUUACUUCCACCUAGUGCUUCGAUUUACACAAGGCGUCACAUCAUUGGGACUCAUUGCGGCGAUAGCUCUAGUGGUCAUAUUUACUGAUCUUUCGAUGCGAGACUUAUUUGCUAGCAUCCUUGCAUUUAUUCCGACUGGCUGGGCAAUUAUUUGUCUUGCUGUGACUUGGAAAAGGGUUUUCUGGAGUCUCGGGUUGUGGGACUCGGUUCGUGAAUUUGCUAAAAUGUAUGAUGCUGCUAUGGGUAUGCUCAUCUUUGCCCCAAUAGCACUCAUAUCAUGGUUCCCAUUCAGAUUUUCGUAUCGGCCUCUUUUCAAUCAAGCUUUCACCCGUGGCUUGGAAAUCUCCACUAUCAUUAUGGACGAUGCACGAAAUAAAUGGGUUGGCCGGCCUUGAAUAUUUACUACGAAUAUGACUCCAAUAAUAAUAAUAAUAAUAAUAAUAAUAAUAAUAAUAAUAAUAAUAAUAAUAAUAAUAAUAAAAAGCAGCCAAAUCUCACACCUUUUCAUUUUUGUUGCACCCGAUAGGUUUUGGUUGAUAAGUGACAUGUUGGAUCUACUCAACUCUAGCUCUUCACUAGUCCAUAUGGCGUGAAAACCCAUCUAUAAAUUUAUAAAUAAAUUAGAAAACAAACUCGAUUCUAUUUUAAUGAUAAUUAAAUUAUAAAAUUAUAUUAAAUUUUAAAUUUUGAUA
This is a messenger RNA of Cannabis sativa, 6076 nucleotides long. Its product is annotated as callose synthase 10. Gene Ontology annotation, cellular component: 1,3-beta-D-glucan synthase complex; plasma membrane. Gene Ontology annotation, biological process: (1->3)-beta-D-glucan biosynthetic process. Gene Ontology annotation, molecular function: 1,3-beta-D-glucan synthase activity. The record is from RefSeq and is a predicted model, not a curated record. Lineage: Eukaryota; Viridiplantae; Streptophyta; Magnoliopsida; Rosales; Cannabaceae. The transcript has 50 exons. Bases 212 to 5779 code for a protein of 1855 amino acids.